Messenger RNA from Gigantopelta aegis, 620 nucleotides. RefSeq lists its product as uncharacterized. NCBI's taxonomy places the organism in Eukaryota, Metazoa, Mollusca, Gastropoda, Neomphalida, Peltospiridae. The transcript is spliced from 2 exons. The record is from RefSeq and is a predicted model, not a curated record. Bases 213 to 518 code for a protein of 101 amino acids.
UGUCUGCAGUGUGUUGUACACGAACUUCCGUCCAAACCUGUACGGAAUUACCCAACUCGACUCUAUGCGGUCUCAGAACGCUGAUGUUAAUUGAACAUGAAUAUUGCAAUUUUCUGUGGAAUUUUUGUUUGUAAUGUGCUUAUUGUGGCUAUGACUUUGAUGAUAGCUGCAGUAUCAUAGAUCUAUCAGGCACCAAGACGGACGGGUGCACAAUGUCGAAUAAUUAUAUCUCUUGCGUAAAGAAAACAGGCUGUGCUUCGACUGUACCGGAGAUGGAAGUACUCAAAGCUGGACUGAGAGCCGACCUGCACCUUGGGAUCCUUUGUGAUUUAUCAGCAGCCAACAGAGUCACUGCGUCCGUCUUGGCGAUGAUCCUAGCUGUCGUGCCAUUGUCUUCAAAUACCAGUAAAGCGAAAUCACCCGACUGUUUCAAGCGAGGCAAUCCACAUUGCCAUGCAGUUAAUUCAAACUUUGAACUGAAAAAAGGACUCAACAAUAGUACAGCUUCCACGACAUGACAUUCCGUUUUCUUUUCUUAAAUUAAUCAGUAAUUACGGUUUGUUUCUUCCAUUAUGAACAAUUUGUUUAUUUGAUCAUAAACAGUUUGCUUGAUUAUAAAA